UCAGGAGCAAGCAGCCCAGAUACCUACUUCUCAAUGACACUAGGCGGACUGUCACUACUCUUCCUGGUCCUCUUCGGUAUCAUCUCCAACUCCCUCGCUAUCCACUACUUCAGCAAACAGCUCAGAUCCCACGUUCUCUCCAGAAUAUUCUGCACCAUCUCCCUCACAGACCUACUCACCUCCGCUCUGACCCUGUUUGUAGCGCUCUGCUACUGCGAGGGUCGGGGCCCCAGUUUGUUUACUAACAACAGUUUUAGGGAGGUGUGGGGCUCGCUGUGGAACUUAUCCAGCAGGUACUCUGUGUACCUGGUAGCUGUUAUCAGUAUCACCCGGACAGUCAGGAUAGCCUUCCCUUUCACUCCUCUUAAAACUAUGAUCCUCAAUAUGGGGCUAGCCUGGUACGCUGUGUUCCUGGUGGCCACCACUCCAGCGCUCUACAACGUCACCCACUACUACAAGUCUGUGUGGUGCGCUGUGGCGCUCAACAAGUCCCAGUUUGUCAAGGUACACGACGCCAAGUACUACAUGAUCGUCAUGUCCAUACCCUUUGGUACCCUCGUCUUACUACCCCUGGUCAUGACCAGUGCGGGGAUCUGCAUCUACAAGAUCCACAAACAUAUAAACAGGGUGGUUAAACGCAGACAGAAGAGAAAUAGUAUCAUUUCAGUACGCACCCCUCCCAACACAGAUGGUGCAGUCAGAUCAGCCAUCACCAUCGUCAUAUUCACCCUGAUAUACCUGACACUAAACAUCCCGUAUUGUGCCAUCUACCUUUACGUUCAGGUCCAAGCAGCUCGUCUCUCCCUGCCUCCUCCUCUAGUUAUACCAGACACCAAUGUUAAGAGAUAUCUGACGGGGUUUACUCACGUGCUCAGUAUCUCCAUCAACGCUGCCUUGAACCCUGUGCUGUAUUAUUGGCGUAUGAGCGAUUUUAGGGACUAUGUUAAUAAUCUGAUUGGUCGGAAUGCCAGAAUGGCAGCGUCUGUGUUUUGGUCCAGUAACGGUGGAGUCGGGGUCGCUAAUUUUGUUGUUAGUCCUGCUCCGGAGCCAUAAUAUUUUACUGACGAUGAAAGUAAAUUGUUAUAGAUUAUGAUAAGUUUAGUCUUAGCAUCAAGAACCUGCACAUUGUAAACCGCGUACACAUCUUCAUGGCCCAUGAGGUAUGUAGACAUUGUAUUAAGUGUAAAACCACACUUCCUCAUGGAGCAGUUGGGGAGAGUAGAGUUAUCGUCCUGUAAUGUUGUUUUAAUUAAUCCAACAUUGUCAAACCAGAUGUUAAACCAGCGACCAAAUUGAGGCAGAGACUCUGAGAAUACUGACAGAACUAUUUAAUUGUUCAAUUGUGCCUAAUUUUCUCGAUGAUUUUCCAUUAAUCUGUAAAAUGCUGUUUUUGUUUCAAAAUUGUUUCUUUUAAUU
This is a messenger RNA of Bolinopsis microptera, 1416 nucleotides long. RefSeq lists its product as uncharacterized. The coding region runs from base 34 to 1053 and encodes 339 amino acids. The record is from RefSeq and is a predicted model, not a curated record. Gene Ontology annotation, molecular function: G protein-coupled receptor activity. The transcript has a single exon. Gene Ontology annotation, cellular component: plasma membrane. Gene Ontology annotation, biological process: G protein-coupled receptor signaling pathway. NCBI's taxonomy places the organism in Eukaryota, Metazoa, Ctenophora, Tentaculata, Lobata, Bolinopsidae.